AUUCUCUCUCCAGCACCAUCCGCAUCCAUGCUGAGCUGAAAACAUACCAUAGACAACGCAGCAACGUCCAACAUGGCGUGCCACGCAAUGAAAGCGUUCCUAGUGAUCCUUCGCACGAUCCUCGACAGAAUCAUAGACUUCGCCUUCUCUCUGGUCUGGGAGGGGCAGAAGGCGUUCCGGAUCCCUGACCUGGAUAAGAAGCAUGCGAUCCUGGCUGAAAGUGCUACCAGCCUCGCGGCGAAGAUAAAGAAAGGACAGCUGAAGUCUGAAGAUUUGGUGCAAGCUGUUAUUGAGAGGAUUAAAGCGGUGAACCCAGUAAUCAACGCGAUAGCUGACGAGCGCUACACAGCUGCUCUGGAGGAGGCUCGCGACGUGGACCGCCGUGUGGCAGCCGGGCUCAGUGCUGAAGACCUGGCCAAACCCUUCCUCGGCGUCCCAUUCACUACCAAGGAGAGCCAGACUGUAGCCGGUCUCCGCAACACGCUGGGUCUGUGGUCGCGGCGAGAAGUCCGCGCCACACAGGACAGCGAGGCGGUGCGGCGCCUGCGCGCGGCCGGCGCCUUCCCCGUCGCUGCCACCAACCUGCCCGAGCUGCUGCUGUGGCAAGAGACCCGCAACAACGUGUACGGGCAGACGAACAACCCGCACCACGCGGGGCGCACGGCUGGCGGCUCCAGCGGCGCCGAGGCCGCGCUGACGGCGUCCUAUGCAACGCCCAUCAGCCUCUGCUCUGACCUGGGUGGGUCCACUCGGAUGCCGGCGUUCUACUGCGGGAUGUUCGGACACCACCCCACUGCCAACACCACUAACCUGAAAGGCAUCCUACGUCGUGAAGGCGAGGAGGAGUCGAUGUUCGCGCUAGGCUUCAUCUCCAAGCACGUGGAGGACCUGGCGCCGCUGCAGAAGGUCAUCGCCGGGCCCAAGGCGCCGCUGCUGAAGUUGGAUAGACAUGUGGAUGUUAAGGACAUCAAGUUCUUCUACCUGGAAUCGAGUGACGACUGCCACGUCAGCAGCAUCAGACCCGAACUAAGGAGUGCCAUGACAAGGGUAGUAUCGAAACUCUCCUCAUCAGUACCAACCUCCAACGCUCCGGAACCCUACAGCCACCCGGGGUUCUCGCACAUGUACCAGCUCUGGAACUACUGGAUGACGAAGGAACCUGAGACCUUCGCGCAGAUGUUCACCGACUGGCAGGGAGAGGCCAAGUGGUGCACGGAGCUGGCUAAGAAGUUGUUCUGCAUGAGCAACCACUGCCUGUCUGCCGUGGUGCGGCUCGCGGAGACCCAGGUGAUGCCCACCGCCGACCCUCAGUGGGCAGAGCAGAUCAGUAAGGAGCUGAAGGAAGACUUGUUUACUAAGCUAGGCACCAACGGAGUGCUCCUGUUCCCAUCGGCCCCGCACGCGGCGCCCUACCACUACUCGGCGUUCCUGCGGCCCUACAACUUCGCCUACUGGGCCAUGGUCAACGCGCUCAAGUGUCCCGCUACACAGGUGCCGCUAGGAGUGAACAGCGAGGGUCUGCCCAUAGGGAUCCAGGUGUUGGCCGCCCCAUACAACGACGCCUUGUGUCUGAGCGUUGCCAAAUACUUGGAGGAACAAUUCGGUGGAGCCGUCAUGGCUUGUAAAGCUAAUUAGGUUGUAAGGUGGAUUAUUUUAUAGUGUAAAAGUAAAUUUAUUUCUCAAAUAAAUUUUGUAAUAAAUGUUUUUGUUACCUACUUUGAAA
This is a messenger RNA of Plutella xylostella (diamondback moth), 1723 nucleotides long. Its product is annotated as fatty-acid amide hydrolase 2-A. NCBI's taxonomy places the organism in Eukaryota, Metazoa, Arthropoda, Insecta, Lepidoptera, Plutellidae. The record is from RefSeq and is a predicted model, not a curated record. Gene Ontology annotation, cellular component: endomembrane system.